Molecule: messenger RNA, 1857 nt
Organism: Drosophila elegans
Lineage: Eukaryota; Metazoa; Arthropoda; Insecta; Diptera; Drosophilidae
Product: kelch domain-containing protein 3
Exons: 1
Coding region: 285-1493 (402 amino acids)
Cellular component (GO): cytoplasm
Molecular function (GO): protein binding; chromatin binding
Source: RefSeq, a predicted model, not a curated record
AAAAAAAGAUUUAAUUUUUUUUUAGGAGCAGAGCAGAGCGUUUGGUUUUUUGAUAGCAGCGUUGCGUUUACACCUGUGUGGCCUUCAGUCGCUCGCACCGCGCACCUUGCACCUCGCACCCCUCCUCCCCAAUCCCCAAAAGCCCAGGCAGCAACUGCGGCGCACUUGUUUUCCUUUGUGUGCCUGCAAAUCUGCUCUGCCCGUUUGCCUGGCCCAAAACCCAAAAAAAACAACACCGAAAGCAAAGUGGUGCUCCGCUGCCAAUCCGCUUCCAAGUGGCCAAAAUGCUGUGGACGGUGCACCUGGACGGUGGGCCGCAGCGGGUCAAUCACGCGGCAGUGGGCGUGGGCGACUUCAUCUACAGCUUUGGCGGCUACUGCACUGGCUACGACUACCGCUACAACGAGCCCAUCGACGUGCACGUCCUGAAUGCGCACACAAUGCGCUGGACGCUGGUGCCGCAGCAGCUGGACGCGGCGGGAGUGCCGCUCAAGUAUCCGCUGGUGCCCUUCCAGCGCUACGGCCACACGGUGGUGGCCCACAAGGAUCGCAUCUACAUCUGGGGCGGACGCAACGACGAGAACCUCUGCAACGCCCUCUACUGCUUCGAUCCCAAGACGGCGCAGUGGUCCCGCCCCCCGGUCACUGGCUGCCUGCCCGGCGCUCGCGAUGGCCACUCGGCCUGCGUCAUUGGCAACAGCAUGUUCAUCUUCGGCGGCUUCGUCGACGAGAUCAACGAGUUCAGCAGCGAUGUGCACUCGCUCAAUCUGGACACAAUGGAGUGGCGCUACGUGCAGACCUUCGGGGUGCCGCCCAGCUACAGGGACUUCCAUGCGGCGGUGGCCUACGAGCAGGAGCGCAUGUACAUCUUCGGCGGCCGGGGGGACAAGCACAGUCCGUACCACAGCCAGGAGGAGACCUACUGCCACGAGAUCGUCUACCUGGACAUGAAGACCAAGGUCUGGCACCGGCCAUUCACGGCCGGCAAGGUGCCCGUGGGCCGGCGCAGCCACAGCAUGUUCGUCUACAACAAACUGAUCUACGUCUUCGGGGGCUACAACGGCCUGCUGGACCAGCAUUUCAACGAUCUGUAUACCUUCGAUCCGCGCACCAAGCUGUGGAACCUCAUACGGGCCAACGGCAAGGCGCCGACGGCGCGGCGAAGGCAAUGCGCCAUUGUGAUGGCCACCAGGAUGUUCCUGUUCGGCGGCACCAGUCCGAGGAGUGGUGCCACCGCCAGUGGCUCGCCGGUAGCUGUCUCGCCCACCAAUCAGGAGGCAACUGCUGCCGGCGGUGCUCCUGCGGGCGUGGCGCUCAUCGACUACAGCGAUCUGCAUGUGCUGGACUUUGAGCCCACCCUGAAGACGCUGGCCACCAUGGUGGUGCUCAAGCAUCAGCUGGACAUCUCGGGGCUGCCCCGGAGCUUCCGCUCUGAUCUGCAGAUGCUCACGCAGCCGAACAGUAUUAGCCGGCCCAUCAACCAAGCCGGCUAGCAUCCAAAAACCAUAAAACCCAAAAGGAUAAGAGCCUAAGUCGACUGCCACAAAACAAAUUGGGGGCGGAGAGGAGAAGCACGGAUCAUUGCGGAGCCACUAGUCCGGUUCCUGGAACUUGAAAACAAUGGAGGAGCAAGCUCGAAAUACGUUUACGAGAGAGAUGGCAAAAGAGUAGAAUGAAUGAAAGAAAGAAAGAGAGAGAAGCCCCAGUAAUUACAAAAGUUUUAGAAACUUGCUUUUGGUACUUCUGAUAGCUGCUAAAUAAUACACAAUAAUAUUGAUACUUGCGAAUGAUAUUAUGAUAGAGAUGUAGUUUGUAAAACGUUUAUAAAUGUCCUUAAAUAAAAACUCCAUUACUUUA